Messenger RNA from Gongylonema pulchrum, 450 nucleotides. The record is from the annotation of a GenBank genome assembly. NCBI's taxonomy places the organism in Eukaryota, Metazoa, Nematoda, Chromadorea, Rhabditida, Gongylonematidae.
UUUGCAAACGAUACACUGAUCCGUGAAACGACGCCAAAUGUAAUUAUUGGUGAGGAGGGACGUUACCUUCAGAUCAAUAACAUAUCGUUGAAAGACGGUGGAGCAUACAAAUGUGUCGCAUCAAACGUUGCCGGCAAGGAUGAAUUACUCUACACAGUGGCCAUCGUCCAGGCACCAACAGUAUUAAGUGGCGGUACUCAUCAGGUUGUCGAGGGCGAAGAAGUUCAGAUUGUUUGUAAUGUAAACGGAGAGCCACCGCCAGUGGUCACUUGGCAGAGGAAUGGGAUGCGUGUAGAGACUGGAAUACGAUACAUCACUGAGGAUGAGGUGCUUCGGAUAUUGGACGCACGGAGCUCAGAUUCAGGCUUAUACGUUUGCGUGGCAACAAAUGAAGCAGGUACAGCGCAGCAAGCAUUCACACUGGAAGUACUAGGUAAUCCUCGUCUCUAA